UGGCUCGCGAGGCCGCGGUGGCUGCGGCGGCGGCGGAUGGGAGCCAUGGAGCGCCAGGGCAGGGCCGCCGCCUCGUCGGACCCGGAGCCGACGCCCGGGGACCCCGAGGGGCGGCGGCGGCGGGACUCGCUGCAGCGCCUGACGAGCAGCGCGUCGGCGCCUGCGGUCGGGGUCGCGGCGGCGGCGGCGGACUGUGCGAGGCGGGACGCGCCCGGAGCCCGCCAGCGCGUCGAGAGCCUCCGCAAGAAGCGGCCGCUUUUCCCCUGGUUUGGCUUGGAUAUUGGUGGAACCCUGGUCAAGCUGGUUUAUUUUGAACCCAAAGACAUUACUGCUGAAGAAGAGGAAGAAGAAGUGGAAAGUCUGAAAAGCAUCCGGAAAUACCUGACCUCCAAUGUGGCCUAUGGGUCCACAGGCAUUCGGGAUGUGCACCUGGAGCUGAAGGACCUGACUCUGUGUGGACGCAAAGGCAAUCUGCACUUUAUACGCUUUCCUACUCAUGACAUGCCUGCUUUCAUUCAAAUGGGCAGAGAUAAAAACUUCUCGAGUCUCCACACUGUCUUUUGUGCCACUGGAGGUGGAGCGUACAAAUUUGAGCAGGAUUUCCUCACAAUAGGUGAUCUUCAGCUUUGUAAACUUGAUGAACUAGAUUGUUUAAUAAAAGGAAUUUUAUACAUUGACUCUGUUGGAUUCAAUGGACGGUCACAGUGCUAUUACUUUGAAAACCCUGCUGAUUCUGAGAAGUGUCAGAAGUUACCAUUUGAUUUGAAAAAUCCAUAUCCUCUGCUCCUGGUGAACAUUGGCUCUGGGGUUAGCAUCUUAGCAGUCUAUUCCAAAGAUAAUUACAAGCGCGUCACGGGUACCAGUCUUGGAGGAGGCACCUUUUUUGGUCUCUGUUGUCUUCUUACCGGCUGUACUACUUUUGAAGAAGCUCUUGAAAUGGCAUCUCGUGGAGAUAGCACCAAAGUGGACAAGCUAGUGCGAGACAUUUAUGGAGGGGACUAUGAAAGGUUUGGACUGCCAGGCUGGGCCGUGGCUUCAAGCUUUGGAAACAUGAUGAGCAAGGAGAAGCGGGAGGCUGUUAGUAAAGAGGACCUCGCCAGAGCAACUCUAAUCACCAUCACCAACAACAUUGGCUCAAUAGCAAGAAUGUGUGCUCUUAACGAAAACAUUAACCAGGUGGUAUUUGUUGGAAAUUUCUUGAGAAUCAAUACGAUCGCCAUGCGGCUUUUGGCAUAUGCUUUGGAUUAUUGGUCCAAGGGACAAUUGAAAGCACUUUUUUCAGAACAUGAGGGUUAUUUUGGAGCGGUUGGAGCACUUCUUGAGCUGCUGAAGAUCCCCUGAUCAUUACUGGGGAGAAGUUCCUGGAACCUUCUACAUUGUGGAUUUUUUAAGGAGAUUCACUUUUAUGAUUGUUUAUUGCCUGAAUCAAAGCAAGAAAGGACAAGUGUAUUUUUUAAGCCAUGAAGAUAAACCCUUAAAAAUUCAGUCUAAAGAUAAACCAACCAAAAAAAAAAAAAAAAAAAAAACCCUCCCCUAGCCAUGGCAGGAGGAUUUGCCAUGUUCUUGAGUGUGGCCUCCUUAAACUUGCUUGGUUUUGAAAUAGAGCACACACUCCCUGGAGUCCCUUCAGGGGAGACUCUUAGCUCUUCUGUGUUGAGCUAAUGGUUUUUUGUCCCACUUGAAUUUGGCUCAGUGUAAAGCAAGCUACUCUGUUCCUAAACUAACCACCAUGUUGACAAUAUGGCCUUGGAAAUUAUCUGUGCAUUACUCUCCUGUAUGUA
Suncus etruscus (white-toothed pygmy shrew) is the source of this 1781-nucleotide messenger RNA. RefSeq names its product pantothenate kinase 2 (gene PANK2). Gene Ontology annotation, biological process: coenzyme A biosynthetic process. The record is from RefSeq and is a predicted model, not a curated record. The transcript has 7 exons. The coding region runs from base 37 to 1341 and encodes 434 amino acids. Lineage: Eukaryota; Metazoa; Chordata; Mammalia; Eulipotyphla; Soricidae. Gene Ontology annotation, cellular component: nucleus; cytosol. Gene Ontology annotation, molecular function: pantothenate kinase activity; ATP binding.